Molecule: messenger RNA, 2139 nt
Organism: Lasiosphaeria miniovina
Lineage: Eukaryota; Fungi; Ascomycota; Sordariomycetes; Sordariales; Lasiosphaeriaceae
Exons: 1
Coding region: 1-2139 (712 amino acids)
Cellular component (GO): nucleus
Molecular function (GO): nucleic acid binding; exonuclease activity
Source: RefSeq, a predicted model, not a curated record
AUGACGACGACCGAAGGCCAAGACCUUGCCGCCACGACAGUCACUGCUACAAGCUCCACUUCCACAGCACAGUCGACCGCAUCCCCUCGAGCGCUUAGCGAAUCGUCGGGCAGUCUCAAGCGGUCUAGCACACACGAUGCCGAUGACAAUAAGGAUAAGGAUGACGACAAGGAUAAGGAUAACGACGGCUGGCAGACAAUCCAGAACGGGCGGCCCGUGAAGAAGAAGCAAAAGAAGACGCCCGGCGAAAACUCGGGCCGCUACCCCAGAAUCACCUUCUCAGAACAAGCCCAGCUGCAGUCCAAGAUCAAUGUGUCGUCUCUCCGCGAUCUGGUUCUCUACAUCUUUGCCGACGGCCCUUCCCCACGAUGGGUCUCUGUCACGCACCGCCCCGAGUUCAGGAAGAUCGUCACCAUCAUGAUCCCUGGCCUGGAAGAGGCCAUGUUCAAGCCAGACGUUGAUUUUGCUGCCUACAGCAAACUUGCUCCCGAUCAAGCUGCCGACCGGCCCGAUACAUCUCCAGAUGACUACUAUCCUCGUCUCCUCAAGAAGGACGCGCUGCCCCAGCCGCUACAGCCGUUCGCUGAUAUUUUCACACAUCUUUGGCCCGUCAGGGCCCCGGGCGAUGACAAGUACUUCAGACUGCAUUCUCCAGUCCAGACCAUGCUCACUGCUCCCUCCACCAAAUCAAAGGAGGAGAAGAGGGGAUUGAAGGCCGUGACGGACCCCAGCGGGUGGAAGGACGAGAGAACAAGAAUCACGGAGUUCUUGGCAACCCCGGAUGAGCUAAUGGAGAAUGGGUUUCCCACGCACCCUGCCCUGCUUCCAAAAGGAGAACGCCGAGAAAAAUAUAAGAACCCCCCAGGGUGGGUCAGCACUAUAGUCGAGAACCUCGAGGACGGAGAUGUUCUCGAGGCUGACAUUCAGCAAGGCAGCAUCACCGCAGGCCGAGAAAUCCUGGCUGUCGACUGCGAGAUGUGCAUGACGGGAGAGAAAGAGUUUUCUCUGACAAGGAUCAGUUUGGUGUCGUGGGGCGGCGAGGUCGUUAUGGAUGAGCUUGUCAAGCCUGACAAGCCCAUUACCGACUAUGUGACGCGGUUUUCUGGCAUCACCAAGGAGAUGCUAGACCCAGUCACCACAACCCUGAAGGAUAUACAAGCGCGUCUGCUGGACAUUCUUCACCCCCACGCCAUUCUCGUCGGCCACUCGCUUAACUCGGAUCUCAAGGCCAUGAAGCUAGCCCACCCUUUUAUCGUCGACACUUCAAUCAUCUUCCCACAUCCCCGCGGCCCACCCCUCAAGUCGUCCCUCAAGUAUCUCGCGCAGAAAUUUCUCGCCCGUGAGAUUCAGAAAGGCUCCGGAACCUUGUCCGGACACGACAGCAUCGAGGAUGCCGAAACGUGUCUCGAUCUCGUGAAGAAGAAGUGCGAGAAGGGCAAGGCCUGGGGUUCAGGCGAAAACCAGGGCGAGAACAUUUUCAAGCGCCUAGCACGCGCCGGAACCGUUUAUCGAGCCACUGCUGGACCAGCAGCUACAGGCGGUCUCUCCACUGGCAAGACCAGCGCUGCCGUAGACUGGGGUGACCUUACCCGCAACGCUUGCAACGCCGCCACGGUCGCCAUAACCUGCAAUUCGGACGCGGAUAUUGAGGCUGGUAUUAUCCGUGCCGUUCAGGGCGAUCUAGAUGGCCUCGAGGUUCCCGGCGGCGGUGUUGACUUUGUUUGGGCGCGCAUGCGCGAGCUCGAGGCUGUUCAGGGCUGGUGGACUCACAAAAACCCCGACGACAUUGCCACUGGGCCACCUGAUUUUCUGUCUUCUCAACUAGCCGAGGACAGUGAUAGCCCAGAUUUGACCACCCCAUCAGCCCUGGAAACUUGCCUGGCCACCAUCUCCCAGCGUCUCGAGCGCAUCUACGCCGCCCUGCCGCCCUGCACGGCCCUCAUUGUUCUCAGCGGUAGCGGAGAUCCGCGGGAAAUGAACCGUUUGCAGGCGAUGCAGACCCAAUUCAAGAAGGAGUUCAACACCCCUGGCUCCAAGUGGGAUGAGCUCAGCGUGCAGUGGACCGAGACAGAAAACAAGGCGCUGCGCAAGGCGGUGCGCAUUGCCCGGUCUGGCCUCGGAUUCGUGACUGUCAAAUGA